GCCGUAGGACCGCCUGCUGCCCCCGCCGUUUCCUAGGAGAUGAAACACAGAAGACGCCGGAGCUUCACAAGUGAGCGAACUAGGGUGUCUAUAAGAAUGGAAGCGCUGUUUCCUGCCAGAUUUCUUCAUGCUGUAUCUCGUGAACCUUUGUAAUCUUGGGGAGGAGCCUAUAUUGAAUGAUGACAAACCUGUCACCAGUAUAGCAACAACAGUGUGAGAACAAAAACAAAUAAAAAUUAAGACGCGUUCAAAUUUAUAUUCAACAAGGAAGUCAUUGCAAUCAACAACUUCUGCUGCAUUAUUUUUCCAAGAUGAACCGAUACACAACCAUGAGACAGUUGGGGGACGGCACGUAUGGGAGUGUGCUUAUGGGCAAGAGUAAUGAAUCCGGGGAGCUGGUGGCCAUCAAAAGGAUGAAGAGAAAGUUCUAUUCUUGGGAUGAGUGCAUGAACUUGAGAGAAGUUAAGUCUCUGAAGAAACUUAAUCAUGCCAAUGUUAUUAAAUUAAAAGAAGUUAUCAGAGAAAAUGACCAUCUUUAUUUUAUAUUUGAAUAUAUGAAAGAAAACCUCUAUCAAUUAAUGAAAGACAGAAACAAGUUGUUCCCUGAGUCAGUCAUCAGAAAUAUUAUGUAUCAAAUAUUGCAAGGGCUGGCUUUUAUCCAUAAACAUGGGUUUUUUCAUAGGGACAUGAAACCAGAAAACUUGCUUUGUAUGGGCCCAGAGCUUGUGAAAAUUGCUGAUUUUGGACUUGCAAGGGAAUUAAGGUCCCAGCCACCAUACACUGAUUAUGUCUCUACCAGAUGGUAUCGUGCCCCUGAAGUUUUACUGAGAUCUUCAGUUUAUAGUUCUCCCAUUGAUGUGUGGGCUGUUGGAAGUAUCAUGGCUGAACUCUAUAUGUUAAGACCACUUUUCCCAGGGACGAGUGAGGUCGAUGAAAUCUUUAAAAUUUGCCAAGUUUUAGGGACUCCCAAAAAGAGUGACUGGCCAGAAGGAUACCAGCUGGCAUCCUCUAUGAACUUCCGUUUUCCCCAGUGUGUUCCUAUAAACUUAAAAACUCUCAUUCCCAAUGCCAGUAAUGAAGCUAUUCAGCUCAUGACCGAAAUGUUGAAUUGGGAUCCAAAGAAACGACCAACAGCAAGCCAGGCAUUGAAACACCCAUAUUUUCAAGUUGGUCAGGUAUUAGGUCCUUCCUCAAAUCAUCUGGAAUCAAAAGAGUCUUUAAAUAAGCAACUGCAACCAUUAGAAUCAAAGCCAUCUUUAGUUGAAGUAGAGCCUAAGCCUCUGCCAGAUAUAAUUGAUCAGACUGUUGGACAACCCCAGCCAAAAACUAGCCAGCAGCCACUGCAGCCCAUUCAGCCACCACAGAACCUGAGCGUCCAGCAACCUCCAAAGCAACAGAGUCAGCAGAAACCGCCACAAACACUAUUCCCAAGCAUCAUCAAAAACGUGCCAACCAAGCCAAAUGGCACACUGAGUCAUAAAAGUGGUAGGAGGCGUUGGGGUCAGACUGUCUUCAAGUCUGGAGACAGCUGGGAAGAGUUGGAGGACUAUGAUUUCGGAGCCUCCCAUUCCAAGAAGCCAAGCAUGGGUGUUUUUAAAGACAAAAGGAAAAAAGAUUCUCCAUUUCGGCUUCCAGAGCCAGUACCCUCAGGCGCCAGCCACUCGACAGGGGAAAACAAGAGCUUACCUGCGGUUAUUUCCCUAAAAUCUGAUUCCGAAUUGUCAACUGCUCCAACCUCUAAACAGUACUACUUGAAACAAUCAAGAUAUCUUCCAGGUGUGAAUCCCAAGAACAUGUCCUUGAUGGCCAAUGGAAAGGAAAUAAACCCCCACACUUGGAACAACCAGUUAUUCCCCAAGUCACUGGGACCCGUCGGGGCAGAACUCGCUUUCAAAAGGAGCAAUGCAGGAAAUCUUGGAAGCUAUGCUACUUACAAUCAGUCAGGAUAUAUUCCUUCCUUUCUCAAAAAAGAAGUGCAGUCAGCUGGCCAGAGGAUCCACUUAGCACCUCUCAAUGCAACGGCUUCAGAAUAUACCUGGAACACAAAAACUGGUCGGGGGCAGUUUUCAGGACGUACUUACAAUCCUACAGCAAAAAACCUAAAUAUUGUGAACCGUGCACAGCCCAUUCCCUCCGUGCACGGGAGGACAGACUGGGUGGCCAAAUAUGGAGGCCACCGGUAGGAGUCUGUGGUGUGAAACCCCACAGCAUUGCUCCGUAGAGUACGUGCAAGUUCCUUGACCCUGGGAAAUGUCUACAGAUGUCUAUUUCUACUGAGUUCUGGAAGAAAUAUGCAAAAGUGGGCACUUGGAAGAGCAAAAAUCAUCCCCUAUUUUAUUUAUUUCCAAGAAAUGCAUUUUCUUAGAAUCAUUGCCCACAGUGUUGAUAUAUGGGUAGGAUGUUACAAAGUAUUGAAUAAACUAUUUGCCAAAGUAUGAAGUAUUUGAUCUACAAUUUAGUAAAUCCAAUAAGAACCCUUAAAAAAAAAAAAACUUCCAGAAAAUGUUUAGUGUGUUUUAGUUUUCAUUUGUUGUAUGUGCCCAAAUGGUUUAGUAGUUCUUCACUUUGCUGUGAUUGGCUCAAGAGGUUUGUCUUUUGUUUUUGUACAGCAGUUGGGCCAACCUCUGCUGGCUGUCAGCUGUGGUUCUUAUUUGGCUAAGGCUCUGCGCUGCCAUUUUGUCAGUGACAGAAAGAUUGCAAUUAUUUGUUUUUCUUCUUUGAAGCUAUGGGAGCGAUGGUAAGUUCAAUCUUGAGCAGGAUGUCUUUUUUUUUUUUUUUUUAAUGAGGCAAUGUUUCACUGUUGUCCAAGCUGGAGUGUAGUGGCACCAUCUUAGCCUACUGCAACCUCCACCUCCUGGGUUCAAGUGAUUUUCCUGCCUCAGUGUCCCAAGUAGCUGGGAUUAGAGGCGUGCACCACCACGCCCAGCUAAUUUUUGUAGUAUUAGGAGAGACAGGGUUUCACCAUGUUGGUCAGGCUCAGGCUGGUCUCGAACUCCUGACCUCAGGUGAUCCACCUGCCUCGGCCUCCCAAAGUGUGGAGAUUACAGGUGUGAGCCACAGUGCCCAGCCAUUUUUUUUUUUUUUUUUUUUUUUAGAAAUAAAUGUAUCUUUAACAUAGAGAGUAUCAAAGUUAUGCCACCUGGUUUUAGUAGACCGCCUGUAUUUUGAUCUUGACAGUACAGCUCCUAUGAAUUCAAGGUGACUGUCAAACCCGAUGGCUUGAUGACUUUGAUAUUAACCAAGUCAAGGUUCUCUUGGUUUGACAUCAUUAAGAAAGUUUUGGAAACUGUGUUUGAUGCUGGUUCAUUGGACUCUUCAAACUGCUUUGUUUCUGUGUCCCUACCAGACUUAAAGGUGAAGCGUGCCAGCUGGUUCCCCCAAGCCAACUCAUGCUGCUGACCGUUGACUCAGCUCUGACAUUCACAUUUGCUCUAAAGCAAGUGUGUUCAGCUGCUGGGGCAGUGAUAUCACAUAGUACACAUAUUAUGUUCUUAGUUUAUUUCCAAACUGGUAUUUUAAAUAGACACUUCGAACUUUGGGCUACUCUGUUUAAACUUGCCACUUUCUGGGCUGGACCUUAGUACUGUAAAUUCUUUUUAAAGAAUAAUAAUGUUAUCAACUACUGAGAUUUUUAUGUAUUUUGUGACUUUGUAACAACUGCUAUUGUAAUAGGUGUCAUCUUGUGGGCAUUAUCCAAGGCAUAUUGUAAAAUAAUAAUGAUGAUAUUUUUGUAUAGAAGAUUCAACUGUUCAGAUGUAAAAUGCUGAAAAAUGUUAAAAUCUAAAGAGUAAUUUAUCCUAGGGGUAAUGGUUAUAUGUAUUUGUACAGUUUAAUGUCUCAAAGCUGUGUAGUCUUUUGUGUUACUGGGAAACUUUUAAACUCUGAAUAGACAUUAAAAUAAAUAUGG
Molecule: messenger RNA, 3907 nt
Organism: Chlorocebus sabaeus (green monkey)
Lineage: Eukaryota; Metazoa; Chordata; Mammalia; Primates; Cercopithecidae
Source: RefSeq, a predicted model, not a curated record